Messenger RNA from Plectropomus leopardus (leopard coralgrouper), 497 nucleotides. The record is from RefSeq and is a predicted model, not a curated record. Lineage: Eukaryota; Metazoa; Chordata; Actinopteri; Perciformes; Serranidae.
UGGUUCUUCCACCUGAAUCCUCUUUUGUGUGCCUUGUGUGUGUUUCAAGUCUGAUUCCAGAGCCAACGCAGUCGGACCCCCUGGGUCUCCUGGAGCACCAGGCAGCGGGGAAGCAGCAGAAGUGCAGUGGGACGUCACUGACGCGCAGCAACAGUGUUGGCGGCCCUCUGCAGAGCAUGGACUACUCCCAGAGACCUGGACAUGGUGUCUCCACCACCAGCCUGCCCUGCAGCCUGCAAGAGGUGUCGGAUGGCAUGGGGACAAAACGGCCAAACCCCAAGCCUGUGUCCGUACCGUACCUCAGCCCAUUGGUGCUGCGCAAGGAGCUGGAGACGCUGUUGGAGAAUGAGGGAGAUCAGGUUAUCUACACCCACAAGUUCCUCAGCCAGCACCCCAUCAUCUUCUGGAACCUGGUUUGGUAUUUCCGUCGGCUGGACCUGCCCACUCACCUGCCUGGUCUCAUCCUAAACUCUGAGCACUGCAACAAAGGAGUACAG